CGUGUGCGCCGGCCACGGUAGUGACGCGUAUUGCCGGGAGGAUGGCGGACGCCGGCUUACGCCGCGUGGUUCCCAGCGACCUGUAUCCCCUCGUGCUCGGCUUUCUGCGCGAUAACCAGCUCUCGGACGUGGCCAAUAAGUUUGCCAAGGCAACAGGCGCUACCCAGCAGGAUGCCAAUGCCUCUUCCCUCUUGGACAUCUAUAGUUUCUGGCUCAAUAGGUCCACCAAGGCCCCAAAACGGAAGUUACAGGCAAACGGACCAGUGGCUAAGAAGGCUAAGAAGAAGACUUCAUCCAGUGACAGCAGUGAGGACACCAGUGAGGAGGAAAAAGCCCAAGGACCUCCAGCUAAGAAAGCUGCUGUACCUGCCAAGUGGGCCAGUCUGCCUCAGCAUCCUGGAAAGCCUGCAGUUAAAGCAUCAGAGAGCAGCAGCAGCAGCAGUGAAGAAUCCAGUGAUGAUGAGGAGGAGGAGGACAAACAGAAAAAACCUGUCCAGAAGGGACUUAAGCCCAAAGCCAAGACAGUCAAAGCUCCUCCCAAGAAGGCUGAGAGCUCUGAUUCUGAUUCUGACUCAAGCUCAGAGGAUGAGGCACCAAAGAACCAAAAGCCAAAGACAACACCUGUGGCAGCUAAAGCUCAGGCUAAAGCCCCAGCCAAACCAGGUAAACCAGCUCGGCCAGCACCUAAAGUAGUCAACGGCAAAGCAGCUAGUAGUAAUAGCAGCAGUAGUAGUAGCAGUAGCAGCAGCAGCAGCAGCAGUGGUGAUUCAGAGGAGGAGAAGGCAGCAGCUGUCUCUAAAAAAACUGUACCUAAAAAGCAAGUUGUGGCCAAGGCCCCAGUGAAAGCAGCUGCCGCUCCUGCCCAAAAGAGUUCUAGCAGUGAGGACUCCUCCAGUGAGGAGGAGGAGAAGAAAAAGCCCGUGAAGAAAAAACCAGGUCCCUAUAGUUCAGUACCCCCGCCUUCUGUUCCCCCAUCCAAGAAGUCCCUUGGAACUCAGGCUCCCAAGAAAGCUGCAGAGAAGCAGCAGCCUGUGGAGAGCAGCGAGGACAGCAGCGACGAGUCUGGUUCAAGUUCUGAGGAAGAAAAGAAACCGUCAGCUAAGGCAGUCAUCUCCAAAGCAACUACUAAACCAGCUCCAGCUAAGAAGGCAGCAGAAAGCUCUUCAGACAGCUCAGACUCCGACAGUUCUGAGGAUGAAGCUCUUGCCAAGCCAGCCAGUACCACCAAGAAUUCCUCAAGUAAGCCAGCUGCCACUCCCAAGCAGUCUACAGCAAAGCCAGCCACAACUUCCAAGCAGCCUGCAGGCAGUGGCCAGAAGCCUCUGACCAGAAAGGCUGAUAGCAGCUCCAGCGAGGAGGAGAGCAGUUCUAGUGAGGAGGAGAAGACAGAGAAGACUGUAGCCACCCCUAAGUCCAAGGUGAUGGCCAAAGCAGCUCCAUCUUUGCCUGCCAAGCAGGCCUCUCAGGGUGGUGGGGACAGCAGCUCUGAUUCAGACAGCUCCAGCAGCGAGGGAGAGGAGGAAGAGAAGACGCCUAAACCCCCAGCUAAAAAGAAGCCACAGAAGGCAGCGGGAGCUGUAGCCCCUUCCACACCAGCCUCUGUGAAGAAAGCAAAAGCCGAGAGGAGCAGCAGUUCUUCCUCUGAUGACUCCAGUGAGGAGGAGGAGGAAGAGGAGAAGCCCAAGGGCAAGGGCAUUCCAAGACCACAAACCCCCAAGGCCAAUGGCACCUCUGCACUGACUGCCCAGAAUGGAAAAGCGGACAGGGACAGCAACGAGGAGGAGGACAAGAAAAAGGCAGCAGUGGCAGUUGCUAAGCCAGGUUCAGGAAAGAAGUGGAAGCAGAAUGAGGCUGCUAAGGAGGCAGAGACUCCUCCAGGCAAGAAGAUAAAGGCCCAGACCCCCAACACAUUUCCUAAAAGGAAGAAAGGAGAGCGAAGGGGAUCCUCCCCAUUCCGAAGGAUCAGGGAGGAGGAGAUCGAGGUGGAUGCUCGAGUGGCAGACAAUUCCUUUGAUGCCAAGCGAGGUGCAGCCGGAGACUGGGGGGAGCGAGCCAAUCAAGUUUUGAAGUUCACCAAAGGCAAAUCCUUCCGGCAUGAGAAAACGAAGAAGAAGCGGGGCAGCUACCGGGGAGGCUCCAUCUCUGUCCAAGUCAAUUCCAUUAAGUUUGACAGCGAGUGACCGUGGGCCACCCGUGGCACAGCAGGGGUGAUGAUCUGAGACCACUCACUUUCCCUAGGGGAUGUGAGACCCCUCAGCUCCAUCAGGGGAGGGUCUUGGUGAGGAGAGCAGUUUAGAGUAGGUCUGAAGACUUUGCAUCAUAACAUCCUCUAAGGUCCUUUUCUGUGUUCGAGGUUUUGUACAGAUUUGCUUUUGAGUGUUGGGUAGCAAGGACAAGGUAAGGGGAGUGUUCUUUUUUAAAAAAAAUUGUUUUAGUUGUUCCCUCUUCCUGUUCUGUGGAAGACCUCAUACUGACAAAUUUGUAUAUUUUGUAUUAAAUCAUUUCCUAUUGAUUUUUGUUGUGGUUUUCAGAGGUGGGUUCCCACGGAUUAACAUCUUAGCUGUCUCCCAAGACGUGGUAAAGGCCACAUGUAGGAAUUUUUGUAAUUGGAGAACUCUGCCUAUGGGAGUGCUCGUGUCCACAUUUCAUCCCUCCUACCCCUCAGAGCCCUGGUGAGGGGCAGUUAAGAAUGGUUAAUGUAUGUAUCUGUUAAGCAUGAACUAUGUACUCAUUCAUGGGGUCUAAGACUGAAGUUUUCAGACAGUAUGGACUUACCCACUUUGGGGGAUAAAAUUUACUGUCUGUUUCAGGCAAAAUUCUGGUGUGGUAUGAAUGCUGUGGGGUCAGUCUGAAUAUUUUGUUUUCUGUAAUUUUAUUAUUACAUAAUGUUUGCAAUAUAUGUUUUCUAAUUUGGAAGCAUAAACUUUUUUAUUGUUCAAAGACAAUUUUUGAUUGGCUUGACCCUUAAUAGCGUUGAGUACUAAAUUGAGGGCUACAUCUUCUCAUUUUUUUACAUUUUAGGGAACAAAAUAGCAUUAAUUUAAUCUGAAAAGCACAUAUUGGUAUUUCUGUUUUGGUAGCAGUGGUGAUAGAAAAUUAGUUUCACUAACUCCUACAUGGUUGGGAAUCACUGAUCAAGAAAGUGAAAGAAGAAAACCUGUAAUUAAAAACCUCAGUCCUCAGUAGGAAUUAGGUUACACUAGUCAGGUGACUUUAUAGGUAAUCUAUAAAUGGAGGAUGAGAAGCUUUAUGAAGCAUUUUAUCUGGUAGUACUUGAGUUAGAGUGGGGUUGGGAGAGCAUCCUACCAGGAUUAUUGUGUCUUGUAGUUGGUACAUGGGAGUAGCUAAUGUGCCCCCUUCAGAACCUUGACUGUCAGUAACAGUAAAAAACCAGUGAGCAGAGACAUAUGACCCUUAGGCCAAGCAGGCUGAUUGUAAAGCUGUAGGAGAUGACUAUUGGCAGUGCUCAGCCAGGGCAGGAUGGGGCUGGGCUGUCCCUAUGUUGGGAAAGUGUGCCCUAGCUUUUUGGAUGGGGUGUAACUUAAGGUUAGCCUUCCCUUGUUUGGGUUCCAAGUAACCUGAUAACCUGGUUUUCUGUGAACUGCCUCUAGGAAGAAAAUGUGCUCUCUUCAUGCUGACAUAACAUAUUCAGUCUGCAUGGUAAAAGUUCCACAUCUUACUACAAAAUAAUAAACUGGCUGGUUUAUGUGUCUUGGGAGUUUUUUUAAUGUGAGUCCAAAGCCCUUUCACCUCCUACUUAGAACAACUUGGGUGCCAGUUAGAGGGCUAGGGUCCAGA
Molecule: messenger RNA, 3798 nt
Organism: Hippopotamus amphibius kiboko
Lineage: Eukaryota; Metazoa; Chordata; Mammalia; Artiodactyla; Hippopotamidae
Gene: NOLC1
Product: nucleolar and coiled-body phosphoprotein 1
Exons: 13
Coding region: 42-2180 (712 amino acids)
Cellular component (GO): nucleolus; nucleoplasm
Molecular function (GO): protein binding
Source: RefSeq, a predicted model, not a curated record